AUGGAACGACGCGAUACCACACUACUGGUAGCACUUAUCUCAACUGUAACGUUCGUGGCAGGUUUCACCAUUCCUGGAGGACUUAAAAGUGACGGGAAAGCGGUUUUAGACGGAAGCUUCAUGGCAGUGCAGGAUAAUAAAGGCAAGGGGAGUCCUACUGAGACAAGAAUGAAGAGGGAAGGAAAGAUCUGCCUGCAAGACCGUAAAAUUUAA
This is a messenger RNA of Prunus armeniaca (apricot), 213 nucleotides long. NCBI's taxonomy places the organism in Eukaryota, Viridiplantae, Streptophyta, Magnoliopsida, Rosales, Rosaceae. The record is from the annotation of a GenBank genome assembly.